CCCCCCCCCCCCCCCCCCGUCUAGACUUUGUAUCUCACCACUUUGGGACCACCAAUUGGUAUCGGAGCUUCCUUCUCACUAUCUACGUUUAGAUUAACGAGAAGCGAUCAUAAUGGUGAACAAUAUGGAUCACGGUUUGCCCAAGUUUUCUCUUCUAGGUUAUGAUGAUUGGAAGAUCACGAUGGAAGCACACCUCUAUGCUCUACAUGACUGCAUGUGGAUGGUGCUUGAAGAUGGACCCUUGAAAAUCCAAAUGGAGAAUCCUGAGAGGAAUCCAACCAAUCCAGAUGUAGUCCAGUAUUUUCCAAAGCCCAUGGAGAAAUGGGAUGAUAGAGAUUGCAAGAAACAUAAUCUGGACAACGUCGCCAAAGCAGCCAUCUUCAAGACACUUGAUCCCAUCACCUUCUCUAAGAUCAAGCAUCUCAAGACUGCCAUGGAGAUAUGGCAAGGUCUUGGGAAGCUGUGCGAAGGAUCAGAGGAUCUAAGAAAGCAGAAGAUAGAAGUCCUGCUUGAGAAGUUCAAAAGGUUCAAAAUGCUUCCCGGAGAAUCAUUUGAUAUGUUGGAUGAAAGAUUCCACAAAAUCCUAAAUGAUCUUGCAUCACUUAACCACGUUCUUUUUCCCAAAGAGAAGAAUGUAAGAUUACUGAGAUCUCUUCCAACUGAGUGGUACACUAAAGCCACAACCAUGGAAGAAGGAAGAAACCUGGAGAACUACAUUGUCCAAGGUCUCCUUGAUGAGCUCAGAACCUAUGAGCACAAGCUGAAGAAGAAGAAGGAAGAACAAGUCACUACAUUUCCCACGGCACUGAUGACAACUCCAGAGUCCCAGCAAGCGAAGGGACAUGCCCAAGGAACUGUGACACACCUUCCUCCAGCCAGCCGAUGCCCGUACCCUAAAGUGGAGAAGUACGGAGAAAGAGAAAGAAACGAGAAGAAGAAGAAGGCAAUGGUAGCUGCUGAAAGUGACGAGUCAUCCAGCUCAAGCUCGGAUGAAGAAGCCCUCGCCUGCAUGGAGCGCAGAGCUGAGAAGUCCAACCGUGAGGAUCGGUGGACCAUGUUAGAAGAUGACACUCUCUGCCUAAUGGCCAAAGAUGAUGCUGAACAAGAGGUAACAUCACAAACCUCCUGCUCAUCUUCUUAUGAAAGCAUACCAACUUCUGAAAAUCUUUUUGACAAGUUCAAAAGGAUGAUGGAAGAUUUUGAGGAAAUAAAUCUUAAACACUCAUCCUUAACAGAAGAGAACAAGCUAUUGAGUGAAGAGAAUCUCAAGUUGACUAAAGGUCGGAAAAGUCAACUAAUUGAGAUUACUCAACUUAAGGCUGAGAAUGAAUCUCUCUCUGAAAAGAUGAAAUCCCUCAAUAAGGAGCUAAGGAUACUUAGGUCCAAAGAAGCAGUGGAUAAGCUUCUCGAAACGACCAAACAUAAGGGUCGUGAAGGACUUCGGUUUGACCGCUCUAGUUCCAAAAGGAAAGGGAGAACAACUUUCAUCCCUCCUAAACCUACUGCCAAACCCAAUAAGCAAAAAGGAAAGAAGAAGGAAAAACCCAUAGAUGUUCCCAAAAAGAAAGCCGCUAAGUACCCAGGUGUCUGGUACUUAGACAGUGGCUAUUCAAGACACAUGACGGGUGAUGCGAGCCUUUUGAGCAAUCUAAUUCCCUAUGAUGGUCCAAGAGUUACUUUUGGAGGAAGCAAUGAUUUUGGCCUUACAAAAAGGCUAGGAAAUCUGGUGUACAAGGGACUAACCAUCCAAGCUGUAUCUUAUGUGGAAGGUCUUAACUAUAACCUUCUUAGCAUAAGUCAGUUUUGUGAUAAAGGUUAUUCUCUGGAAUUCUGCAAGGACAUGGCAUCCCUCAAGAACAUCUCUACAAAUGAAGUCAUUCUCACUGGGAAGAGAAUCAGAAACAUCUAUGAAGUGAUGUGGGACGAUGUCAAGGAAGCAUGUCUAAUCAGCAAAGGUGACACUAACCUUCUAUGGCUUUGGCAUAAGAGGUUGAGUCAUCUCAACUUCAAAACUCUCAACAAACUAUCCAAAGAAGGAUUAGUAGAAGAGAAAAUGAAGAUUGUUGGCGCUAAUGUCUAUUUCAAGAAAUUGGAAGCCAAGUGCUCUUCACCGGCGUUCUAUCAAUCCUAUCUGGAGAUGAUUGCUGCUCAUGAACUCACUGAAUUUCUUCACAUGGAGAUUCGCUCCAAAUAUGACGACGAAGUUCUUGAAUUCUACAAGAACGGAAAGGUCAAGACUGUCCAAUCGAGGAAGAACCCACAGAGGACGAUUCAAAUUAUCAAGUCCAGUAUUGGAGGCGCCAAAGUAAAGAUUUCACAGAAGAAAUUGAUGGAAAAGCUUCAUCUUCCCAAUUCUGGAAGUGAAAUUGGGAGGCUUCCGGCCAAGAAUCUGGACUGGAAGAUUAUUGGAAUUUCUGGGCAAAUCUCCUCUAGCCCAGCGAAGAAGGCCGAUUUGAAAAAUGAUUACAAGUUAGUUCUAGAACUGAUCAUCGCAUGCCUUGAAUGCGGCAGUGGAGGGCAUGCUGAUGACAUCACUCAAGAAAGGGCAUUCAUCAUCAACGCCCUCAUUACCAAAACUAAGGUAAACUGGGCUAAACACUUCUUCAAUUCCAUUUCCAAGCACUUAGGAAAGCCCAAACAGAAAUAUUUGUGUCAAGGAUGGUACCUUGGGUAUAUUCUAGAGUCCAUGGGAAUUGCCACUGAAGGCAAGAAAAACUAUGAAGAUUUGCAUCUGAAACACUUGGCCACCUCACCAGUUUCAGAAUUUGAGGUUGAUGAUGAGGAUCCUUCAGUCUACACACCAAUCUUUUCAAAGGUAACAGAAGAUCACAUGGCUCUCACCACUGAAGCACAAGCUAAUAUGGAAGCCACAGCAGAGGAUUUCCAAGUCUUUCCGGAAACCUCCCAUGCUUUUGAGACUGUUCUGCCUGAAGCUGUCUAGGAGAAUGCAGCUUCUCCACAACAAGAACAGAACCAGGAAGCAUCAGAGGAAGAAUUUCUUCAACUCCUACAAUCUCAAGUUCAAUAGAUUCUCACAACUCCUUGUGAGAUCUCCAAUCAGCCUAAACUUGAGUUCCGGAGAAGUCAGCAGAGAAUUUGGAGAAGUUCACUCCUCCAGAGACAACUGCAUAUGAAGCUCAAGAAAUCCAAGCUGUAGAAAUCCAGAGAAGUUCUGUAGAAGCUGAAAGAGAAACUCAAAUAGCCACACUGAAGGACACUAAAACUCUAGUUUAAGU
Cuscuta campestris is the source of this 3236-nucleotide messenger RNA. The record is from the annotation of a GenBank genome assembly. Lineage: Eukaryota; Viridiplantae; Streptophyta; Magnoliopsida; Solanales; Convolvulaceae.